GUCCCUCCCCCAGAACCCCGGAAGGACUCGGUGCCGUUCGAAGGAGGCGAGGAGCGCGAGUCCUGGGAUAGCAAGCUGCAGUUCCUCCUGGCUACCGUAGGAUAUGCUGUAGGACUCGGCAACGUCUGGAGGUUCCCUUACCUGGCGCAGAAGAAUGGAGGAGGCGCAUUCCUCAUCCCCUACUUCGUGAUGCUGACCUUCCUGGGGCUGCCGCUCUUCUACCUGGAGCUGGCGGUGGGUCAGCGCAUCCGGAAGGGGGCGCUGGGGGCGUGGCACCAGGUGUCACACUGCCUCGGGGGCGUGGGCGUGGCUUCGGCCGUCGUGUCCUUCGCCGUGGCGCUCUACUACAACACUGUCAUCGCCUGGUGUCUCUACUAUCUCUUCCAGAGCUUCCAGUCGCCGCUGCCGUGGUCCGACUGCCCGCACGCCAUCGGGGUCGUGGACACAAGCCACCACCAGCCUGGCCAGGAGUGCGAGCGCGCGGGGCCGACGCAGUUCUUCUGGUACCGGGACGCCCUGGACAUCACCUCCGACGUCAUGCACGUUGGGGAAUUCAACUGGAAGAUCGCCGGGUGCAUGGCGAUCGCAUGGCUCCUCAUCUAUGUGUGCAUCAUGAAGGGCAUCGUUGCUUCGGGCAAGGUGGUGUACGUGACAGCCGUGUUCCCGUACCUGGUGUUGCUGGCGUUCCUGGUUCGGGGGCUGACACUGAGGGGCAUGACUGACGGCAUCACCCACCUCUUCACGCCCAGGUGGGAGAAGCUCGAGGACCCGGUGGUGUGGCUGGAGGCGGGCACCCAGAUCUUCUUCUCCCUCGGCCUCGCCUUCGGGGGGCUCAUCGCCUUCGGAUCCUACAACCCCGUGAACAACAACUGCCUCAGGGACGCCAUCCUCGUCUCCUUCACCAACUGCAUCACCUCGCUCCUGGCCGGCGUCGUCGUCUUCUCCAUCUUGGGCUUCAAGGCCCACGAGACCCACGACCGGUGCAUGGCCGAGCGCAACGCCACGACCCUGGCGCUGCUGACGGAGGCUGGCGACGCGGCGGAGAGGAUCGACCUGCAGGAGCUGCUCAGGAGGAGGAACAUCACCCUGCCCGUGUGCGACAUCCAGGAGGAGCUGCAGAAGUCCGCCGCGGGAACGGGUCUGGCCUUCAUCAUAUUCACGGAGGCUAUCAACCAGUUCCCUCUGCCUCCCCUGUGGGCCAUCCUCUUCUUCCUGAUGCUGUUCACCCUCGGGGCGGACUCCCAGUUCGGCACGUUGGAGGGCGUCAUCUCCUCGCUCAUCGACCUCAAGGUGUUCCCGCAGAUGAGGAAGGAGGCGCUGUCAGGAUUGGUGUGUCUCGUCUGCUUCUUCCUGUCCCUCAUGUUCACCCACGGCGCCGGGAACUACAUCUUCCAGCUGUUCGAUUCCUUCGCUGGCAACAUUCCUCUGCUGGUGAUUGGGCUGUUUGAGUGCCUCGGCAUCAGCUACAUCUACGGAAUCAAGAAGUAGGUUUUAGUGGGUGUAGGAAAUGAGGGCGGU
Penaeus vannamei (Pacific white shrimp) is the source of this 1518-nucleotide messenger RNA. The record is from RefSeq and is a predicted model, not a curated record. Lineage: Eukaryota; Metazoa; Arthropoda; Malacostraca; Decapoda; Penaeidae.